AUGAACAAGUACGAUGUCUUGGGCGUCGUGGGCGAAGGGGCCUACGGCGUGGUGUUGAAAUGCAAGAACAAGGACACCAAUGAAGUGGUGGCCAUCAAGAAGUUCAAGGAAAGUGAAGAGGACGAGGUAGUUCGAAAAACCACGUUGAGAGAGGUGAAGAUCCUUCGCAUAAUGCGGCACGAAAACAUUGUGCAGCUGAAGGAGGCCUUUCGACGCAGGGGGAAGCUCUACCUCGUCUUCGAAUUCGUGGAGAAAAGCAUGCUCGACAUUUUAGAGGCUAAUCCAAAUGGCGUGGACACAGAAACUGUUCGUGCAUCUCGGGAGAAUCAAGCUUGCAUUGCUUCAAGCAAAGUUGACUUUGGAUGCGCACAUCUUCACUGCUUCACCAUGGCUGUUCCGGGUGAAGACUUGGCUGAGGCUCGUGCCAUUGAGUACUGUCAUCGGCAUGAUGUCAUUCACCGUGACAUCAAGCCAGAAAACUUGUUGAUCAACCCUGCGGAUAAUGCACUGCGGCUUUGCGACUUCGGGUUCGCCCGGACAAUGAGCGCGGAUACGCCACUCACAGCCAGCCGCUCAGAGUGCUAG
Symbiodinium sp. CCMP2592 is the source of this 585-nucleotide messenger RNA. The record is from the annotation of a GenBank genome assembly. Lineage: Eukaryota; Dinophyceae; Suessiales; Symbiodiniaceae.